This is a messenger RNA of Tupaia belangeri chinensis (Chinese tree shrew), 1508 nucleotides long. It is a transcript of the gene NPTN, whose product is annotated as neuroplastin. The record is from RefSeq and is a predicted model, not a curated record. Gene Ontology annotation, biological process: axon guidance; dendrite self-avoidance; homophilic cell-cell adhesion. NCBI's taxonomy places the organism in Eukaryota, Metazoa, Chordata, Mammalia, Scandentia, Tupaiidae. Bases 17 to 1102 code for a protein of 361 amino acids. The transcript is spliced from 8 exons. Gene Ontology annotation, molecular function: cell-cell adhesion mediator activity. Gene Ontology annotation, cellular component: axon; plasma membrane.
GUUUGUCAAGUCGCCCAUGUCAGAGACUAAGCUCACGGGGGACGCCUUUGAGCUGUACUGUGAUGUGGUCGGGAACCCCACGCCAGAGAUCCAGUGGUGGUACGCAGAAGUCAACCGGGCAGAGUCUUUCAGACAGCUGUGGGACGGUGCCCGGAAGCGCCGUGUCACCGUAAACACCGCCUACGGGUCAAACGGCGUGAGUGUGCUGAGAGUAACCCGGCUCACCUUGGAGGACUCUGGGACUUACGAGUGCAGGGCCAGCAACGACCCCAAGAGGAAUGACUUGAGGCAAAACCCCUCCAUAACCUGGAUUCGAGCCCAGGCCACCAUAAGCGUCCUUCAGAAGCCGAGGAUUGUCACCAGCGAAGAGGUCAUUAUUCGAGAUGGCUCUGGUCUCCCUGUCACCCUGCAGUGUAACCUUACCUCCAGCUCUCACACCCUCACGUUCAGCUACUGGACCAAGAACGGUGUAGAACUGUCUGCCACUCGGAAGAAUGCCAGCAACAUGGAGUACAGGAUCAGUAAACCCAGAGCUGAGGACUCAGGCGAGUACCACUGUGUAUACCACUUUGUCAGCGCUCCCAAAGCAAACGCCACCAUCGAAGUCAAAGCUGCUCCUGACAUCACUGGCCAUAAGCGGAGUGAGAACAAGAAUGAAGGGCAGGACGCCAUGAUGUACUGCAAGUCUGUGGGCUACCCCCACCCGGAGUGGGUCUGGCACAAGAAGCAGAACGGCGUGCCCAUGGAGAUCGCCAACACCUCUGGCCGCUUCUUUGUCAUCAACAAGGAGAACUACACCGAGCUGAACAUCUUGAACCUCCAGAUCACGGAGGACCCUGGCGAGUACGAAUGCAACGCUACCAACCCCAUCGGCACCGCCGCCAAGGUCACCGUCCUGCGGGUGCGCAGCCACCUGGCCCCGCUCUGGCCUUUCCUAGGGAUCCUGGCUGAGAUUGUCAUCCUCGUGGUGAUCAUUGUCGUGUAUGAGAAGAGGAAGAGGCCAGACGAAGUCCCCGACGAUGACGAACCAGCUGGACCAAUGAAAACCAACUCUACCAACAAUCACAAAGAUAAAAACUUGCGCCAGAGAAACACAAAUUAAGCACUGCUUAUACGAUCUUUAGGUUCCUGAAACUGGCGGCAACAUGACCUGCUAAAUUUUCUGCUUGGACCUCUUUGGUUCUCUCCCCUUUCGAGUGAGCAACACCACACGACUGUCUAAAGCAUGCCUUAUGUAGCCUUUCCUGUAAGGGUGACCUAGCCAGGUACAUUUUAAACAAUGCUUCAGCGUAGAAGGUGUAAACUAUUUUGGGCUUGAUGUGCUGUGAAUGUUGCUUUUCUUCCUUUGUUAAAAUAUUUAAAUAGAAGUUAAAAAGGUCCUCUGAGAUCAGAUCAUGCAUGCGCCAUUUUUUACUUAAUGCAGCUGUUAAACUGGCAAAGCUCUAAAACGCACUGCUGCCAUCUAGUGAUACAUUUUUGUAAAGUACAACGAAACCUACAGAUACAUA